AUGAAAGUCAGGUCCUCCAGGUUGAAUGUAGCAUGGAAUGCUCUCUGCACUGGUGAACAAGAGCAAAGUCACUCAGCAGGUACUGAUAUAGUUCAUGGUAGAUGGUAUUUAUUAUAGAAUUGCAUAAUUGAGUAAAAUCACGCAUUCUGAUUGGUUAACGAAGAGAGGUAUUCAGUGUGGAAUUGCGAGUUGAAAACGAGGCUAAGGGAUGUUUUUUUCGCAUCUACGUAACAACUAUCGUCAAAUUGUAACACAACAACUGCAAAAAAGGUUUUCUACAAUGUCAUUUUAAAAUGUUUUCAAAAUCAUUGUCACCUUUUGUAUAUCCUUUCUUAACAUACUGAAAUGUCGCCUGGUCCUCCACCUACUGUUCCAACCUAAACUGUAUUUACCUUUUGCAAAAGCGUCUAGUGCGGCUCAUAACAAAAAGCUCACUAUCUAGCAAAUAAAUACCCCUUUGUUUAGCCAGUUUUUAGUAAACACAGUACAAAAACAAGGAAACAUAAUGCAAAAAUAAGGAAAUAAAGUGCGAAUUUCUCAGAGAAUGAAAACCUGUGAUUGGCUAAUAAAUAAUCAGUGUUCUCCAGAAGUGCCAUCCUCGGAGACCCAGGGGCAACUGGGCAGUGAGAAGAGCCCCUGGGGACAAUGUCUUACCAGACCAGGGAACUCUUUUCCAAAGUGCAACUGGCAGUUUCACUGGGAACUCUUUUCCAAAGUGCCAGCUACUCUUAUGAGUCAAAACAUAAAAAAAAACUGUCUGUAACUUUUAUCUUCAAUUUUUUCGUAAGUUCCAUUUUUUUUUCCUUGAAGGAUAAAACGGCACCGAAGCAAAUCGUGUUAAUUCAUUUCUUAGAAUACUAGAACAUGCAAUUUCAUUGGGAAAAUAACAAACAAACAAAAAAGCCACAAGAGCUUGUUUGAAAGUUUAUCGAAAAACACAUGAAAAUACAUGGAACUAAAGUGCCUUGAACAGCUACAAAAGAAGACAGGUGUUGUUUAUUCAUGGUUGUGAAGCCACUCGCUGAGGCACUUGCCGAUAGAUAGCUGCGGCUUGUUUAUCCGACAUGAAGAAUAUAAAUCACAAGCAACUAGAAUACACGCUAUGCAGCCAUUCACUACAGCAAUCGAGGCGUCAGUAAAGCUUCUUUUCUUGUUCAGCAAAACCAGCUUGUGGCUUCAAACAACGUCAUAACAAGUGACCAAGGUAAUAGUUUUUCUCCGUUGUUCUUACUUUUGUAACUGCUCCAAAAAUCCAAAUUCACAGUAAUUUUGAUGGCUGUUAAGAAUUAUUUUUCCUCACGUUUUUUUAGCUGUCCCGCUGUGUAAAAUCCUAGAAUCUCGAUGAGUUUUUAAAAGUGUUCAUCUUUUAAUACAAUGUUUUGAUUUUUCAUUCAUCCAAUCCAGGCGAGUCGGUUCAUGCGUUGACACUUCUGAUAGACAUGUGACAUGUGAAUAGCGGAACUCCCUUGUCUUUUCUGGUUUGUUCUAACAAGAUUCAAAGGGAUUUUGUGGGCGUUUUAAAUAAAAUAAUUAUUCCACUUGCGCUUGUUGGAUGAGAUGAUUAUUGCCAACUCGGCGCUAUGCGUCUCGUUGGCUAUUUUCCAUCUCAUAUCCAACGUGCCCUCGUGGAAUAAUUGUUAAUUAUAAAAUAACUAAGAUAGUACGUGCAUUCUGAUUGGUUAAAAACCAAUAGUUUAUUGUGCCGGUAAAAUCAUAGAAAACUGAAACAUACUUUAAAGUUAUUUUAUAAAAGUAAAAGACCACAUUUUCUAAAGGUUUGCUGGUGUGAUAACCCACUUGGGAUGUUGGGAGAAGACUGGAAAAGCUUGUAAACCACCAGCUUAACUUCUCAGAUCUCUGGGUCUCAUGCCCCCAAACCCCCCCCCUUAGAUACGGUACUCUCGCUUUACCAGCACUUGGUAUCAGGCACCAGUUACUUUACAUUGGGAGCUGGCUACUUUAAAACUUCUGGAGAACACUGAACAAUAGAAAUAUAUAAGAACCAAUGAGCCUCAGGUGUCACAAUCUGCUUGCUUAUCUUCUUAGCCAUGGAAGAACAUGAAAGUCAGGUCCUCCAGGUUGAAUGUAGCAGAAAAUGCUCUCUGCUUGGUGAACAAGAGCAAGGUCAAUCAGCAGGUACUGAUAUAGUUCAUGGUAGAUGGUAUUUAUUAUAAAACUUAAUAAUAUACAUGGAAAAAUUUCUUGAAUGAGAUUGGCUUAGAGCAGUGCAGUUUUUAGUAAACACAGUAAAAAAAGCAAGGAAACAUAAUGCAAAAAUAAGGAAAUAAAGUGCAAAUUUCUCAGAGAAUGAAAACCUGUGAACAAUCAGUGUUCUCCAGAAGCGCAGGCGACUGGUGGUUUCGCUGGCUACUCUUAUGACUCAAAACAGUAAAAAAAACUGUCUGUACCUUUUAUCUUGAAUUUUUCAGAAGGUCCUAAAAGAAACAAAAACAAUAGCUUGUCGUACAAAAAGCUCUUUGGUGUAUGACAAUUUGCCUUUUGCUAAUGGUAUUAUCUAUAUAUUUACUGAAUGAUUUUUGAUGAGACAUUGCCAGAUAAUAUUUUUUAAUUAUAAAAUAACUAAGAUAGUACAUGCAUUCUGAUUGGUUAAAAAGCAAUAGUUUAUUGUGCUGGUAAUCUCAUAGUAAACUGAAACAUGCUUUAAAGUUAUUUUAUAAAAGUAAAAGACCACAUUUUCUAUGGAUUUACCAGCAUGAUAACUCACUUGGUUCUUGGGAGAACUCUGGAAAAGCUUGUAAAUAACGAGCAAAACUUCUCAGAUCUCUGGGCUUAAUGCCCCCAAACCCCUCCCUUAGAUACAGUACUCUCGCUUUAUCAGUGCUUGGUGUCAGGCACCAGUUUCUUUGCUUUGGGAGCUGGGUACUCUAAAACUUCUGGAUAACACUGAACAAUAGAAAUAUAUAAGAACCAAUCAGCCUCAGGUGUCACAAUCUGCUUGCCCAACUUAUUAAGAUUAUAUCUUAUCUUCUUAUAUUAGCCAUAGAAGAACAUGAAAGUGAAGUCCUCCAACUUGAAUGUAGCAUGGAAAGCUCUCUGCCAGGUGAACAAGAGCAAAGUCAUUCAGCAGGUACUGAUAUACCGGUAGUUGUUUAUGGUAGAUGGUAUUUUAUUAUGAAAGUUAAUAAUAUACAUGAAAAAAUUUCUCUGUGAAUUUGAUUGGCAUAGAGCAGUGUACAUUUUAGUAAACACAAUGCAAAAACAAGGAAACAUAAUGCAAAAAGAAAGAAAUAUAAUGCAAAUUUAUCAGAGAAUGAAAAACUGUGAUUGGGCCAAUAAACAAUAGAAAUUUAUCAGAACUAAUUAAGUGCCACAAUUUGCUGGUGGGAAGCAUGUAUACUUUUAAACCUUCCCCUUUUUGGUGUAAUUAAUUAUGCUCUGUUGUCUUACCUAAGUAAUCUUUCUUUUUCUUGUAACACUUUUUUCUCAAUAUUUUAUUUUAUGAAUUUACCUGAUUAUUUUUAUUUAUUUAUUCAUUGUGGGUUUUUUUUUUUUUCAUUUUUGUAACCAAGAUUUUGAAAUUAAUAAAGGUGUGGGUGGGCGUGUGUGUGUAACAAAUAAGAAUGUUAAAACUUUCAUAUAUAUAUUUUUACAUGGACUCAAACUGAAGAGCAGCUAUAUAGAGUGUUUUCACUCACGUGGCCAGCAUCUAUGCAAAUUUAUUGGAACAAAAGAAAGCGUUUGCAUAAGAAAAGAGUUCAACUCCCACAGGAUUGGUUUGGGACACCAACAUGGCCGCCGUUUCAUUGUUUUGGGACACCAAUAUGGCCGCCGUGACGUCAUGUGAAAACACUCUAUAUAAUGAGUGAUUUUGUUACCUCUGCAUUCUAUCUAUGUUCCUGACACAUAAAAAUCGCCAAAGACAUAAAAUAAUUCAUGGAUAUAUCGAUCUGAACUUGUGUAUUUGUAGAAAUAUCCCGUACGUGUAAUUUCUGUGGCAGUUAUGGUUGUUGUUUAGUGAUGCAUAUUUGUUUUAGCCUUUGUUGACUUCUGCUUUAAAAUAGAAGAACUAUAUUUUAAUUUCAGUAUACUAUAAUACAGAGUUUUGGAGUGUGUCUUCAGAUUAACUGUCUGUGGCUGGUACAUAAAGGCCCAAACAUUUGCCAUUUUGGACUCAUUUUUUUUAACAGGGACUCAUUGGUUCUGGACUGGGACUCAUGAUUUCUCACAAGAUGAGUCCCAGAAUUCAUCACAUUUAUUUGUAACAAAAACACUGUAUAAUUCAUUGAUUAGACCUUUUGUCAUGUAAUUCAAGUGUUGUUGUUGUGGUAAACAUGACAAGUCAUCAUGUCUGUACUUAAUUCUCCAUGACUGGAUUGUAGGAUUUUUGUUCUGUUUGUAUUUGAUCGUGCAUUAUUAUUAUGGGAAAACUUACCUUAGGGUUGCAUUACUUUGACUAGGACAAAGUUAAAAUACAUUGAAUUCUCAUAGAGAUAAUUAUUUUUUGGAUUAUAAUAAUGAGUUCAUUGGUUGGGUCACUCCCAUUAUAUUUGAUGACUGGUUUAUGAAAUAUCAGCACUUAGAAAAUGAUUGUCAAGGUUGUUGUAUUAUCCGAAGUUUCAAAAGUAGAAAUAUUGUUUAUUUUCUAUUUGAAAUCAGGUUUUGAGAACACUUCCACAGAUACAGCUUUAUAAUAGUAAUUCUUGUACAGUUAUACAAGCAUGCAGUACUAGGGUGCGAAGAAAAGGAGGUCAGUUUUGUGCUUGUCCUUCGGGAAGGCUGUAGCUUGCAUCCAUCAGCUUGCAUCAUUAUCCAUCAGGCAAGAUAAAAAAUAGAAUCCACUAGCCCCAUAGCUUAUAUGAAUUGUGUAGUUGGUUAAUACAAAUAAUUCAUUUACUAGGAGAAGAGUUGGAACAACACACUCCUGCAGUAGAAAAUGGCCCAAUUGAGGGAGCAAGCAAUGUGCAGGAAACUCAGCAACCUCUUCCAGAAGUAAAUAAUAGUAGCCACUUAGAAGAUGACCGCCUAAUUGCUAGAGCAAGGGCAUUUGGUGUGGACUAUGAGUUUCCAAAGCCUGGUGAAGUGGAAACGGAGGAUGACAGAAGAAAAGAUUUUAUUUACUUGAAUCAAGUCCAUUCCUUUUUCUCUCCAACAACAAUGAUAUAUUAA
Molecule: messenger RNA, 5127 nt
Organism: Porites lobata
Lineage: Eukaryota; Metazoa; Cnidaria; Anthozoa; Scleractinia; Poritidae
Source: the annotation of a GenBank genome assembly